Molecule: messenger RNA, 1957 nt
Organism: Phalaenopsis equestris
Lineage: Eukaryota; Viridiplantae; Streptophyta; Magnoliopsida; Asparagales; Orchidaceae
Product: cysteine desulfurase, mitochondrial-like
Exons: 2
Coding region: 234-1619 (461 amino acids)
Biological process (GO): [2Fe-2S] cluster assembly
Cellular component (GO): mitochondrion; cytosol
Molecular function (GO): cysteine desulfurase activity; pyridoxal phosphate binding
Source: RefSeq, a predicted model, not a curated record
GGGCCUCUCCCCCUUCGCGACGUAGGGCCCCUUCCCCCGCUAAAAUAUAGUGUCCUAGCCGACUGUUCGCGCGUCCAAACCGGCCCCUUCCCUAGCGACAUCUUCUCGGCCCGGACCUCACCGCCGGCCACCCCCGUUGGAAACCCUAGGCGUCGGAUUUAGGUCAAAUCCUUCGUAAAUCCUACUCAAAUCUUGCUAGCAAACAGCCAUCAAGUCCGAUUACUUCAGCGAUCAUGCUCCUCAAGCACCUCAACACGGCCACCAGCCUCGCCCGCCGACUGAUGCCCUCAUAUCGCCCUCUCUCAUCCUCUUCUGCUGCUUCACUUUCCUCCGUCGAAAUUUCCCCUCAUUUCACCAACUCUGCAGACGAAGAGGAUGGUAUCAUCUCCAUGAAGGGAGUUCGCAUCUCCGGCCGCCCCCUCUACCUCGACAUGCAGGCCACCACCCCCGUAGAUCCCCGCAUCGUUGAUGCCAUGCUCCCCUUCUACCUUUCCCGCUUUGGCAACCCUCAUUCCCGCACCCACCUAUACGGUUGGGAAUCAGACGAGGCCGUCGAAUCCGCCCGCUCGCAGGUCGCAGCUCUCGUCGGCGCCAACCCUAAGGAAAUUUUUUUCACAUCCGGAGCCACCGAGUCCAACAACAUCUCCGUUAAAGGCGUCAUGCAUUUCUAUCGAGAGAAGAAAGGACACAUCGUUACCACCCAGACUGAGCACAAGUGCGUCCUCGACUCCUGUCGCUACCUACAGCAGGAGGGCUUCGAAGUUUCGUACCUCCCCGUCCGUCCUGACGGCCUCAUCAAUCUUGACCAGCUUGCCUCCGCAAUCCGCCCUGACACUGGACUCGUAUCCAUCAUGGCAGUCAAUAACGAGAUCGGCGUUGUGCAACCACUUGAGGAGAUCGGAAGGAUCUGUAAGGAGAAGGGCGUCCCCUUCCACACCGAUGCUGCUCAAGCUCUAGGUAAGAUCCCUAUCGACGUUGAAAGGAUGGGGAUAGGCCUGAUGUCGCUAAGCGGGCACAAAAUUUAUGGUCCGAAGGGUGUUGGUGCACUUUACCUCCGGCGGCGUCCGAGAAUCCGAGUGGAACCUCAGAUGAAUGGCGGUGGUCAGGAGCGUGGCGUCCGCAGCGGCACUGUGCCUACGCCGCUUGUAGUUGGUUUUGGGAAGGCCUGCGAGAUUGCCAUGAAGGAGAUGGAGUAUGAUGGCCGCAGGAUUGCAGCGUUGCAGGAGAGGCUACUUAAAGGGAUCAGGGAGAAGCUGGAUGGAGUGGUGGUGAAUGGUAGCAUCGAGAAUCGUUAUGCUGGAAAUUUGAACCUUUCUUUUGCUUAUGUUGAAGGUGAAAGCCUGCUUAUGGGACUGAAAGAGGUGGCAGUUUCUAGUGGGAGUGCUUGUACCAGCGCUAGCCUUGAGCCUUCUUAUGUGUUGAGAGCACUUGGAGUAGAUGAGGAUAUGGCUCACACUUCAAUAAGAUUUGGCAUUGGGAGAUUUACCACCGAAGCAGAGAUAGAUCACUCUGUAGAGUUGGUGGUUCGUCAAGUCGAGAAGCUGCGAGAGAUGAGCCCUCUUUAUGAGAUGGUGAAGGAAGGGAUUGAUCUCAAGAGUAUACAGUGGGCUCAGCAUUGAGAUUCUGUCUAUCACUGUGGUUACUGCGAGAGACCAUAUAGCUGGAAGAGAUUGGGAACGAUGAGUGUAAGAGGAUGAUGAAGAGACAAUUGGUCUGAUCCAUAUUGAACGAGGGUUUUGCUCCCUGUACGCUUUCUUCCAGGUUUACUAUAGUGAAAGUUGCUAUGUAUAACAUGCUUUGGUUUCUCAGUUUUUUCCGUUGGAAUGUGCAUACCAAAUAUGUGUUAGUUUUGUUUAAUUAGUUUUCCUUUUGCUGUCUGUGAUUAGUUGCACUACUGUUUACUUGUUGGAUAUUAUUGGCACUAAAAAUAAAUGGUUUAACACUUUAUAUUUUUUAA